AUGGGGGACAGGCAACCGCAUUUGAACGGUGCCUACUACGGACCAUCGAUUCCUCCGCCGACAAAAACCUCUCACAGCCACGGCAGACGCGGCGGUGGAUGCUGCUGCUUAGGUGACUGUCUCGGCUGUUGCGGUUGCUGCAUCUUAAGCGUCAUCUUCAACAUCCUCAUAGCCCUAGCUGUUGUCAUAGGCAUAGCCGCUUUGAUCAUCUGGCUAAUUUUCCGACCAAACGCCAUCAAGUUCCACGUCACCGACGCUAAACUCACUCAGUUCACACUCGGCACGGACAACAACCUCCAAUACAAUCUAAACCUCAACUUCACGAUCCGAAACCCUAAUCGACGUAUCGGUGUUUACUAUGAUCAGAUUGAGGUCAGAGGCUAUUAUGGUGAUCAGCGUUUUGGAGCUAGUAACAUCUUGCCGUUUUACCAGGGACACAAGAACACGAGUGUGGUUGGAACUAAUCUCGUGGGACAGAAGUUGGUGGUGCUUAACGGUGGAGAUAGGAGGGAUCUUGAGGAGGAUGUGAAGUCAGGGAUCUAUAGGGUUGAUGCUAAGCUGAGACUUAAGAUUAGGUUUAAGUUUGGUUUGAUCAAGUCGUGGAAGUUCAGGCCAAAGAUUAGGUGUGAUCUCAAGGUUCCGCUCGGUUCCUCUAAUUCAACGAGCGGGUUUCAGUUCCAGCGGACCAAGUGUGAUGUUGACUUUUGAUGUUAUUCAAAGUCAAUGUCCUUAUUUCCAUUUGUAUACACUUAUUUAUUUAUUUGGUUUAGAUUUGCUUUCUUCAUUUUUUAUGUGAUAUCGUUGGAGAGGUAUAUGGCUUGUGUAAUAAUCAUUUAUCGUAUGGUUCGAUGUAAAUAAAAUGUUUAUGUUUAUAUUUACGUUUGCUAAAUUCAUAAAUGCACGUUA
Messenger RNA from Eruca vesicaria subsp. sativa (arugula), 906 nucleotides. The record is from the annotation of a GenBank genome assembly. Lineage: Eukaryota; Viridiplantae; Streptophyta; Magnoliopsida; Brassicales; Brassicaceae.